This is a messenger RNA of Symbiodinium necroappetens, 3468 nucleotides long. NCBI's taxonomy places the organism in Eukaryota, Dinophyceae, Suessiales, Symbiodiniaceae. The record is from the annotation of a GenBank genome assembly.
CCCUUGUCUGUGAAGGCACAGCGAGAGACCUCCAGGGCGGAGCUGCGCGAGUCUCUGGGCGCUGCAACUUCUGCGGUGUCCGCUCGUCUGAGCACACAGGAUCCUGCUCCGGAGGACGUGACGAGGCUGCGAUCGGUGCUGGGCGAGGCAAGAGCCAGCGCGAGCUUCAGUGAUGCAGAGCUCGUGCAGGCCGAGCAGACGCUUUUCAAGGCAUCGCAGCUCCAGCAGGCCACGCUCCAGCAGGUUGCCUCUCCGGCUGCGAGUCCGAAGCCAGCGCAGGCCUCCUCUCCUGCCAGGGUGUCCGGCACCCCACCGGCGGCCACACCUGUGUCUUCACCUGCCUCGCCCACUCCCCCAGCUGAGCAGAUGGCUAUGAAGGACAAGGUGUCGAAGCUGCUCCAGACUCUGCUUGCAGGAGGCAGCGCACCGGAGUCGCUUCGCAAGGCCGCGGAGGUCGCGGCUGCUGCAGGCCUUGCGCCCGAGAUUUGUGCCUACGCACGAUCGGCUGCAGAGAGUCGGAGCAUCGCGCAUGAAAAGGCUGUCGCAGCAUUGGCGUCUGGAAAUCUUGAUGCGAUUCGUCAAGCGAAGAUCGACGUCGAGCUGGCUGGGGGUCCAAACUCCGAUCUGCGGCAGCUCACACAGGCCUUGGAGAUGCAGCGGGUCCCGGCCACGGCUCCCGCAACUGCUUCAGGCUUCCAUUCCCAGGUAGACGUGGAAGAGCUGCGACGGCGCGAGGAGCAGCUUCUACAGCGGCUUCGCCAGGCACGAGGCCGCCACCUCGACGAGCUCCGGCGCGAGUCCAGCCCACCCAGCACCCGCCAAGCGGGAUGGUCCGGCUUCAGUGCGCCUGCACUGCCUCAAUACCAGCCUGAUUUGCGCAAGAUCCAGCAGCCAAGGAGGCUCGCCGAGACACCGCUGGAAGAGGCACGUCCGCGGCGGGAAAUUCAGACAGAGCCAGACAUCCGCAAGGUGCCUCGACCCACGACAAACACCCGUGAUUUAGCUUCAAGGCCGGCGCCGCAAAGUGACGGAGCACUGCCCCACAGUUUCCAUGGUGACCACGGCGAAAGGUGGCUGAAUCCCUUCGGCAUCGACCCUGUGAAGCAGGCCUUCGAUCCGAUGGGCUUGCCACCUUCAGACUACAAAUCCAUGUUAACGAACGCGCGACGCCUGAUGCAGGCGCCCGGUCGGCCCUUCGAGUCCCCAAGCUUCUGGCGAGCCGAUGGGGAUUGCUACCCUUACUCAUGGUGGCGACUGGAGUCUCUGCCGGAAUGGGCUGGUGGCCAGCUCGCUUUCAUGGGCGCCGUUCCGUGGCAGUACACCGAAUACCCUUCUCUGUAUGGCGGACCCUGUAACGUAAAUCGAGAUGCGUCCGUAAAACCUACGGAUGCGACAAUUUUCCUCUAUGCCCACCGGGACAGCGAGAAUUUCAGGUGCGCAUACCGUGAAAGCGAACACGCGAAGGCGGCCGAGGCAUCUCUCUUGGAAGUCACCUCGAGCAGCAAUGUGACCUCGGUGGCCUGUGAUCUUCAAAGCUUCGACAGUGUUAGAGAUGCAGCUGCAAAGCUCAAGUUGAUGUUUGAAGAGAAGGGCAUCGAUAUUCUUUGCAACACUGCUGGUGUCAUGGCACUGGCCGAUGAGGCCACCAAGGAUAGCUAUGACGUGCAGAUGCAGACCAACCACCUGUCGCACUCUUUACUGACCAAAGAGCUCUAUCCACUUCUUGAGAAGGCAGCGGGGCAGCGAGGAGAUGCUCGGAUCGUAAACCACUCCUCCGGCGCUCGGAAGUUUCCGAGCACACCGCUGGAUGCCAAAUACCUGGGCAAGAAUGGGGGCAACUUGGGUGGCAACGGCAACUCGGUGUUUUUCGGCGGGGGCCGCUUUCAGAGGUAUCAUCAAAGCAAGCUGGCCAACGCAGUUUUCACCCUGGCCUUGGACGAGAGGCUGCGGGCCAAGAACUCCAAGGUGAAGGCACUUUGCGUGGCCCCAGGGGUGGCUCGCACCAACCUGGUGGCUACGGCCAGGGCGGACGAGUUCCAGGAAGAUACCUUCAUGAUGCGCUUUGCGCAAACUGGAGAAGAUGGAACCAUGCCCCUUCUCAAGUGCUGUGUUGGAGAAGGCUUGCAAUCUGGCGAGUUCUACGAGCCAGACUUCUGGGUAGCCAUCCGAGGCAAACCGAAAAAGAUUAAGAUGGAGCCCGUCUGUAUGAAACUGGAAUCCAGACAGAUUCUUUGGGAAGAAAGUGAGAAGGCUUGUGGCCCCUUCAACAUCGAGCCCGCUCUGGAAGCAGCCUCCUCUUGGAGGUACUGCUGCGACCCUGGACAGUCGAAGCAGGGACCCUUCAGCUUCAGGUGUGACAUGUGCCAUGUGAGCACCCGGACUGCUGGUGACCUUCAUGCACACGAGGCCGGCAAGAUCCACAAGAAGCGCGCCCACCUCGAGCGGCUCUGGCAGGCGGCGCUGAAGGACGCGGUGGACCGGUCCAUCUUGCAGGUCACCUGCAACUUGCAUCUGCUGCGAUCUACACCGGACGCACAGGAAGAGGCAGCGGCAGGCCCCCAUCCAGCGCUGGAGAGGUGCGAGUGGUGCUGCCCUCCUUUGACUGCUUUGGCAACGCUCCUGCCAAAAAGUCCGACGGAAGCCCGCUGGCUGGGCCUCAUGGAGGAUGGGCGGACGGCACUCUUGCAGCCGAGCGGCUUUGGCGGUGUGAUGGAAGAGUAUGCCUCUGAGUUCAUGCGCCUGCGCGCAGAUGCCAUGGCCCGGCUCCAGUCUCUGAAGGAGUCCCCGAGCCCGGGCAAGACGAAGUCCUUGGAGAAGGCCAUCGAUGACAUGGAAUCCAACUGGCGGCAGAUUCAGGUACAGCUCCGACUUGGCCUCUCGGGCGCGGGCUCCUCGCGAGAAUGGGAGCCUCGAGUAAAGGAAUGGGGCAACGAGGUGAAAUUGAUGCGGAAGGAGUUGGAUUCCGUCCAAGAGGAGUUCAACAGGAGGUCCCUGAAUCUCGGCUCCACUGCCGGUGGCUUCGAGCGCGCCGGAGCACUGCAGGCCACGGAGCUCAUGGACAGGAGCUCUGCGAAACUGGCGGACGCCAAACGCGUGGCCUUGGAAACCGAGGAGGUCAGCCAGGGUGUUCUGAAUGACCUCUCCGCGCAGCGUGAGACCAUCAUGAGUGUACGCGGCAAUGUGCGGACCAUCGACUCAGAGUUGACCUCGGCCCGGCGCUCCUUGGACCGGAUGAUCUCCCUGGCGCAGAGGAACAGGAUGGCGACGAUUGUCAUUGCCACCAUCUUUGCCCUGGGCCUCUCCUUCUGGGCUCUCUGUGCUCUCGGCCUGCCCCUGAAGCAGACGCUGCUUUUGGCCUCGCUGGUGGUGCUUUGCCUGGCUGCGGGGCUGACAGUGAGGCGGCGGAUGCGAUCCGGCCGCUGGGAGAGUGCCAACCGCGGCUGGUGCCCAGUUGCGAAGAUCCGAUGA